Molecule: messenger RNA, 4058 nt
Organism: Cephus cinctus (wheat stem sawfly)
Lineage: Eukaryota; Metazoa; Arthropoda; Insecta; Hymenoptera; Cephidae
Gene: fzr
Product: fizzy-related protein homolog
Exons: 1
Coding region: 512-1984 (490 amino acids)
Biological process (GO): anaphase-promoting complex-dependent catabolic process; positive regulation of anaphase-promoting complex-dependent catabolic process; positive regulation of ubiquitin protein ligase activity
Cellular component (GO): anaphase-promoting complex
Molecular function (GO): protein binding; ubiquitin ligase activator activity; anaphase-promoting complex binding
Source: RefSeq, a predicted model, not a curated record
GAAUAUUACACGCGCUGAGCCUCACACACAUGCUACGCUAGUAAAAAAAAAGAUGUAGUGUAUGGAGUAUUGAAUGAGUGGCGACUCGGUGAGAUUCUAGUGUGGUUUGUCCACAGCGAGUAGGACGAAGAAGUAACGUGGAGGAGCAGUUAAAGGGUGUAGGACUAUAAUCGGCAGUGCAACGAUAAUUCCGUGCAUCCAAAAGGGACGCAUUCACGGUGUUCACGGAUCUAAGAAUCUCUCUGUCCAGCCGUUUAUGGUGAAGGUAUUAAAUUAAAGUUCCUCUAGUUCGAAAAUUCAGUAAAAGACUCAAGUUGACAUCGAAUGGCGACGCAGACUCCGGAAUUUAUUUGGCUCGUCGAGUGAGCCAAGGACCAGGACCAGAAUGCGAGUGGUAUAAACUCUAAAGGAGGAAAAGGGAUUAGGGUGGACACAGCAGAUCCAAAAAACUAUAGAACGACUUGGAGCCAACGAGGACGUAACUGGAAGCACGGAUACGGUGAGGACGAAAAUGUUUCAUCACGAAUAUGAGAAGCGACUUCUUAAACCAAAUAAUGAAGGUCAGGUCGAUUCAAAUAACAGCAUGGGGGCUGCUAAUCCCGGGAUCACGGCCUCCUAUUAUUCACCUAACAAAAUGAGCAACAACAGCUUUGAUCGGUUUAUUCCUACACGGUCGGGGAACAACUGGCUGACCACUUUUUCCAUGAUUUCUGAGGGCGGACGAGGUGGUCUGGUCGUUAAGAAAACUCGUGAAAAUGGAGAGAGUAGUCGGGAUGGAAUAGCAUAUUCCUGUUUACUGAAGAAUGAACUACUUGGAGCCAGUAUAGAAGAUGUUAAAGGACAAUGCGAAGAACGUAGAGUGCUAUCACCAUUAGCCAGUAAAAAUCUAUUCAAGUACACUACACCUACUAAAGAUCGUACCCUCCUUGAUCAAAGUUCUCCUUAUUCUUUAUCACCUUUGAGUGCCAAGAGUCAGAAGUUACUUCGUUCACCAAGAAAAGCUACCAGGAAGAUAUCUAGAAUUCCCUUUAAAGUAUUGGAUGCACCGGAACUACAGGAUGACUUUUAUCUCAAUUUAGUAGAUUGGUCAUCACAGAAUGUGCUCAGCGUGGGAUUAGGUAGCUGUGUCUACCUAUGGUCAGCAUGUACCAGUCAAGUAACCAGAUUAUGUGACUUGUCAGCUGAUGGAAAUAGUGUUACCUCUGUUGCGUGGAAUGAAAGAGGGAACUUGGUGGCAGUGGGUACUCAUUUGGGAUACAUACAAGUCUGGGAUGUUGCUGUGAAUAAACAAGUUAGCAAACUACAGGGGCAUAGUGCAAGAGUUGGUGCGCUUGCCUGGAAUGGAGAAGUACUCUCUUCGGGUAGUCGGGACAGAUUGAUACUUCAAAGAGAUGUAAGGACUCCAAGUGUAGUUGGUGAACGUCGAUUAGGAGCUCACAGGCAGGAAGUGUGUGGCCUGAAAUGGUCACCAGACAAUCAGUACCUGGCUUCAGGAGGAAACGACAACAGGCUCUAUGUAUGGAAUCUGCACUCAUUGUCUCCAGUUCAAACUUACACAGAACAUUUGGCAGCUGUUAAAGCCAUUGCAUGGUCUCCACAUCACCAUGGUCUCUUAGCCUCUGGAGGAGGUACUGCAGACCGUUGUAUAAGAUUCUGGAACACCCUCACUGGCCAACCUAUGCAGUGCGUCGAUACAGGCUCUCAGGUGUGUAAUCUAGCCUGGAGUAAACAUAGUUCGGAAUUGGUAAGCACCCACGGCUACUCCCAAAAUCAGAUCCUCGUCUGGAAGUAUCCAAGCCUGACUCAGGUGGCGAAAUUAACUGGACAUUCCUACCGGGUACUGUACUUAGCAAUGUCUCCGGACGGCGAAGCAAUAGUAACUGGAGCUGGUGACGAAACGUUACGCUUCUGGAACGUCUUCUCCAAAGCACGUAGCCAGAAGGAGAAUAAAUCCGUACUAAAUCUCUUUACCAGUAUCCGGUAAACCGUCUACAGGGAUAAACAGACAGAGAGAAAAGAAAAAUAAACUAAUGUCUUAUGUAAUGUACAUAUUGAUACCUCCGAGUGUACAACAAUUAUCGUAUUGUGCUCCACAAAAAUUGGGAAUUUUGGAGAAAAACUCUACUUCCUUUUCUUUGUAUGCGUAAAGCGAAUAUAUGUAUAUACGCAUAUACAUUUAGUCAUAAGAAAGAAAAUAUGCCUCGGCCUGUAAAUUACUAUAUAAAGGUACAUGCCGUGUAAGACAUAAAGAGAAAAGGGAAUAUUAAUACUAAGAUGCGAGAUGUUCGGCCUGCAAUUACUGUCGAGCCUUGUGUGCAAUAUGUCGUCCCUACUCCAAUACAUUAUGCAUCGGAGUAGCUCAACCAUAGGUCAAUAUCCUUAGACGGGAACUUGCGUAAUGAAAAUUAUUGAGGGUGUUGGAAUUUAGUUUUUCUUCUUGCGAUAACGAAGGUCAAGAUGCGAUUCCGAGAAGAGUAAUAAAUAAUAUCAAGGUACGGAAGAGAAAAAAAAGAUGAUUGUAACUUUAAGUCUAUCCAUUUUUUUUCUGUAGAAUGCUGUGCUAUGUCUGCUCGGGUAUUUUGCAGGCUGACAAGUCAGAACCUUUUAUAAGAGAGAAAACUUUUAUAAGUAGAUGUUCGGAUGAGAAAUACGAAAAAGGCUGUCUAAACUAUAUUCUUCACCGAGCGAGCCGUGAAAUAAAACAAAAAAAAUUUUAAAGUUAAAUGAACGUCGAAAUUAUAAAUAAUAUAUGAGCAUAUAUAUAUAUAUUAUGUAUUCGGAUUGUCGCUCCGUAGCCUUGUUUGACGAUCUGCUAAACAAGGUGACAAUGAAGAAAAUCCUCAAGGAAAACUGAUCGCAACGAUACACUAAAAACUAAGGAUCCACUUAAAGUCAGUCAUUUUUGUACAAAUUGUAAGCUGCGACCAUGAAUUACGAAUGGAGUGAAUUUACUAAUUUAUAUAAAGAACUAAUAUAUAUAUAUAUAUUACAAUUAUCUAUUAUUUACCGUAACGUGCAUACGGUAAAUGUGCGUGGCGAUACAGACAGAAGAACGGGGAUUCAUAGAGCUAUACUAUAUGUUAAGAACGAUUAAAAAAAAAACAAUAGUCACAUGCGUGUCUAAUUUACUAUGUGGGAUCAAAAUUCUUUUGUUUUAUGAUCUCACACAAUAUAUAUAUAUAUAUAUAUACACACACAAACACACAUAUAUAUAUACAGUCUCAUUAGAAAUUACUAUGUAUACUCUAAAAUGUUUCUCUUAUACUCUACACUAGUGGACACCGAAUUGGGCUGCACGCAUGUCGAACCGUUUCGUAUCACUAUCAUUAAUUAAUUAUCGAGAUAUAAUGAUUAAGAGGGCGUGAGUGCAUUUAUUAUGAAUAGCCUUUUUUUUGGGAAGAAUGUUGCGUCUGCUGACCGCGUGCUUGAGGAGAAGAAGCAAAAAACGGUGCGUUGUAAAAUCACAUUAGUCUAUUGUGCAAUCCUAUAUUUUUUUGCAACUACAUCCCCUCGUCUUCUUUUUUUUUUAACGUCGCUUCCCAUGAACCAGAGAAAUUCAUUUAUGUCACCCCGUGACGGAUUAGCGACACCAACGGGUUUGGCACGUGACGUCACGACGGCUUUCAGUAAAAUCGUCGAGUAGUGGUAAAAUUAAUAAUAACAACAACAAAAUGAAAGAAAUAUCACGCGUUUUUUGGAACAAUAAAGGAAGAGCUUGAUGAGUUGCGAAUUUUUCGUUUCUUAUUCCGUGCUACAUCUUUUUGCUAAGUCCCCAUUAUUUAAAUCUUUUAUAUAUUAUUUUUGUUUCAUUUUUUUUCUAAUUUCUUUUUGGCACCCAGUGCUCUUCGAUUCCUAAAAAAUUAUUUAAUAUAACGUAGUAAAGUGCACCGUAUAGAGUCUGCGUGAGUGUUGUGAUUGACAGACUAUAAAUUUAAUAUGAUAAAUCUAUGGUCGUAUUCAAUAAUCUAGCGUGAUGCGUUCUACCAAUAAACAUUUUAUAUGAAUUUCAACUGUCUUAAUAUAUUAUAGAAUUAUAAUAAAUCAAUCAUACAGCCAUA